UGCCACCCAGCCUGCGUAGUGCGCGAAGUGCAAGGCGCUUUAGAUGCGCUCGGAUUACACUGUAACGGCGCUCAACAUCAAUCCUGCGCAAUUAUCAUCCGAAGGUCAUACUGAUGAAGCGCUUGUAGGGAAGUCCUCUCAGUAGAUACUUAGCAUCCAGCUCUGCUUUGCGUAAUUCUUAGUUUUCCAUUAAGUGGACUGGAUUCUUUGGGACACGACCACGAAAAAAGAAUAGGCAAAAAUUUUAAAUGAUCUGAGACGAUGGAUUUCUGUUGCAGAAGAAACUCUUCGUGGUCUUUCUUCUAACAAGAUAGUUGACCUGCUUCAACUGUUAAACUAUAUCAACAUCGGACUGACUGGGGACUUUGGCGGUUAAAUUAUACUAAGAUAAACUUGGGGUUUACCAAAAUGAAAUUAAAAAGUACGCACUGGCUUUUGGUACCGUUCAUACUGAUUAGAGCCAGUGAUGCAACGGAAACAAAACCAAAGCCCACAUGGUACACGACUCCAAAACCGGCGCUGAUCCACACAAACGGCAAAGUGCAAGAAAUAAGUGAUGCUCAAUAUAAAUGUUUGCAGCAGAACAGCGACACACCAAUCAACAGGACAGGGACGUUCUGCAAUCAAACUUGGGACGGGUGGUUUUGCUGGAAGGACACGCCGGCAGGAACGUACGCCCAUCACGACUGCCCGAAUGUGCGAGAAAAAGUGACUAAAUAUUGUGAUGAAUCAGGCAGUUGGUUCCAAGAUCCCGUAUUUAACAAAACCUGGGCGAAUUGCGUUGCUCAGUCCAAGGACAUAUUAAAGAGAGUGAUGAUGCACGGCUCACCAGGAAGGAAUGCGGAGCCCACCAUCGAAUCGCUCGUCAGCCCUGUUGUCACGCAAAAGGUCGAGGAAAGGAAAAGGAUCACCGAUGGUCAAUACAAGUGCUUCGAAAAAAUGAACAGGGAUCAGCCCUAUAACAAAUCAGGUAUGUAUUGCAAUCGAACCUGGGAUGGAUGGCUCUGCUGGGACGACACAGCCGCUGGAACAUACACAUCACAGAACUGCCCCAAUUAUUUCCCAGAUUUCGACUCCACCGAAAAAGUAACAAAAUAUUGUGAUGAGACAGGAAACUGGUUUCGACACCCCGAGACUAACAGGACUUGGUCCAAUUACACCCUCUGUGUCUUACACACAAAAGAGAAAUUAAAGAUGGCGUUUAUACUCUACUACAUGGCCAUAGCUGGUCACACCUUAUCCAUUGCAUCACUUCUGGUUUCCCUAGCAAUAUUCUUCUACUUCAGAAGCCUGAGUUGCCAAAGGAUAACACUACACAAGAAUUUAUUUUGCUCCUAUGUCCUGAACUCGGCAUUUACCAUCGUGAACCUUGUCACGGUCGUGGGAAACCCCAAGCUGGUGGAGAGCAAUCCUGUUGGCUGCAAGGUGUUACACUUCUUCCACAUGUACAUGCUGGGGUGUAACUACUUCUGGAUGCUGUGUGAGGGGAUUUACCUGCACACCCUCAUCGUCGUGGCCGUGUUCGCCGAAGAGCAGCACUUACACUGGUAUUACCUCCUAGGCUGGGGUUUCCCUUUGGUGCCUGCAUCCAUCCAUGCUGUUGCGAGGAAAAAGUAUUUUGAUGACAACUGCUGGAUGAGUGUAGAGACCCAUUUGCUCUACAUAAUACAUGGGCCCAUCAUGGCAGCCCUGUUGGUCAACCUGUUCUUUCUCCUGAACAUCGUGAGGGUGCUGGUGACCAAGCUGCGGGACACCCACCGGGCCGAGUCCAACAUGUACAUGAAGGCCGUGAGGGCUACACUGAUCCUGGUGCCAUUAUUGGGGAUUCAGUUCGUCAUCAUACCCUGGAGACCAGAGAACAGGCUUGCUGGCGAGGUGUUUGACUACAUAAUGCACAUACUGAUGCAUUACCAGGGGUUAUUGGUGGCGACGAUAUUUUGCUUUUUCAAUGGGGAAGUGCAGGCCGUGCUGAAAAGGCAGUGGAUGCAGUACAAGGCGCAGUGGGGCCAGCGUCGGCGCGAGCACUGCUCCAUGCGCUCCACCUCCUACACCGCCACCUCCAUCACCGAGAUGCCUGCCUUCGUGUUCCACCACGACUGCACCAGCGAACACUUGAACGGGAGACACUCGGAGGACUCGGAGCUGGUGGCGCUCAAAACUGGGGAGACGUAUGCCUGACAGGGAUGGUCGUGCCUGGGAAGAAGAUGACGACGACGAAGAAGGAACGUGGCUCUGGCGAAGCCCCACAUCGCUAACGAAAAGGCCCAUUUCUCCACCCGAGCUGUUAUGUUAGGUGUCCCCCGCCUGUGACUCCUCGGCCCAGGGGAGAUUAACUUAACGCUUCAUUACAUUGCUGCUGCUUUCCAAAAUAGGGGCUACAUGCUAAGUGUAGCCUAUCUUUAGCUGCUAGUCCCAGACCCUCGUGGGCUGAUCAUGCACCAGUGCUACUGCCAUGCAGAUACCAAAGUGCGUGACGAUCGCUAGACUGGGAAGUCGUUUGUCGGUACUGAGCCAAACACGGAAGGAAUCGCGGCAUGAUGGAUCGCGCUGCUUUCCGUUGAUGAGGAGGUCGCCUUCUCUGGUGCCUAAACUCUCGGGUCUUUGACCUGAUCACUCAGCAUACAUUAAAUGAUAUUCUUUUUAGCGCCAAUUACGUUGCUCUCUAACGAUUGUCGUCUAUUUCACGAAGCCUUUUUGCUGUUUCAUUGUGUCAACGCAGCUGUGGACACAGUUUUCCUGUCACGUAAGGGGCAUGGCAGCAGAAAGAAAGAUUUUGAGGGACGUUUUAGAUUUUAAAAAAAGACUACUGAUUAAAAAAAUACAUAAAAUCCAAAUAAACAAAACAGCAGAAGAAUGAGUUAGCUGUACAUUUAUAUUGAAUAGGCGUUUGUUAUUCGUUUGAGACUACAGUUCAGUUUUUGCAUUUUCUUUGGAAUUUUGUUUUCCGAAAUGUUAUUGUUGUGGUUUAAUGAAUGAAGACAUUUGUGCUUGUAUGUUUUCUUGCAUUUUUUUGGUACGAGUUGUUUUCUUUUGGCUGACACUUAAUUUCUAAAUAAGCUAAGCUGUGAUGUAUAUUCACAUGUUCACCAUUUGUCAUCUGAGAUUUAUUAUUCUUUGUAAAGAUUCCUAAGUAUUUCUGAAACCUAAAGGCAAAAAAGAACAACAUGAUUGAGUUUGAAUGGCUGCAGUGUAUUUUUCCAGUCGAAUGAAUUGUUAAUGUAAUAGUUAUAGCUUAACACCACUUGAAUUAUAGACUAAAAAGUCUACAAAAACUACAGAAGAUUUCAAUGAUAUCUCGAUGAUAUUUGUUGCAUAUGAGCUUCAUGCAAGUAGGCCUUUUAGAUAUAAGUUUGCAGUGGAUUACAGCCUGUUUUGCUUAGAGUAUAGGAACUACAGUUCCAACUAAAGUGUACAGUGUUCAAAAAAAUGGAUGCAUAUUAGUUAUUAUGCAUUAAAAAAUCUUUUUUAUUUUUAAUAAUCCUGAUAUUCAAAUAGUAACCUUUACCAAAUUCCGGAAAAUUUCGGAAACAGGAUAAAUAAUAUAUAACUGCAAUAUAUAAAAUCUUGUUUGGUGGGAUGAUGAAGUUAGAGACUGCAGCUUUCACAUUACAAUGCGUGUGCAGGGACUUCCUUUCAGUUGGCUUUUCUCUUUGUCCCAGUGGAUUUGCAAAGGCCAUAUCUUCCCAAACACGAAGCAGUAAUCCCUUUUUUAAAACAGAAGGGUGAUCACACGGAGGCGUGAGUUUGGAUUAAAUAAAUUUUAGUCCAUUCAUUAUUACAAAGCAAAAACAUUGUCACAAAGACGAAUCUUUAGAUAAAUAAGUAUAAUGUAACUAUAACAUGUAAUACCUUAAAAAUACAAUAAAAUAUCUACAUAGAUCAAUGCUGCCACUGACCUGGCUAAGGGCGGGGUACCAAACUUUUGGUACUAAAAAAGAGGUAUUGCCGUUUUUUCCAUUAAUUUCCAACCCAGUUAUAGUACCAGUCCCAAAGUACCAACGUGGCAGAGGACCUUGUUUAUUACUUUUGGGCGAGACUAGCGAACGUGUUUAUUGUAAGAAUACGCAAAGUAGAUCCAGCCGGAAAACAAUGAUUAACAAAGAAAAAAGAUAAGUAAUGAUAACGGAUGUAUGGACACCCAAGGAGGAGACCCGUGCUUAAACUGUGAUCUGUUUGGAAGAAUGGAUUCACAGGAGAUCUGGAUGGCAUGACAAGAAUAGAAAAUCAUUUGCUAAAAUAGCCAACUGUAUGGAAGAAAUAGGACACAUGCAUAACGCAAAAAAGUGCUGCUUGAAUAUUACAAUAUUCAAGCAGGAUUAUUGUAGGCCAUAGAAAAAUGAAAGACCAUAAUAACAAAAAUGGCACCAGUCACUGAUGAUGUCAUUCUGGGCCAGUACCAGCUGAGACUAACACAAAGAAUACCAUGGACUUCGGUACUGUUUCGAAGUACCAAAAGUUUGAUAGCAGUGGAAGACCGACAUAGUGUCUCAAAGCAGUUACAUCUGAAUGUUAAUGAAGUUAAAGUUUUUUUUUGUCUACUGAUUGUUGACUAAGACACAUUUUCCAUUUUCAUCAACCAACCAACCAAUCAAUCGGUUGCAUUAAUUAACUCUCCCAUUUACUAUGCUCCAGGGGAGGGUUAACUAGUUAAAAUUAGACUGCCAUGUAGACAUUAAUUAUAAGCAGAGUUAUGCCGGAUAAGAGAAUCCCAGUAAAAACACCACUGUUGGCCCAAUGUAUGUGACACUUAGAUGCUUCCAUCAUGUUAUGUUUCUUUUCCAAAUUGACUGACGUGGUUCGAAACACUAGAUGGAAAAAUAACUGAAGGUUCUAUGAGUUAGCGAUUAAAUACCACACGCCCUAAGUGAACGCUUAAUGAAUACAAAACGCCUUAGCACCGUGUCUAUAUAUAUAAGCCUAUAUUUUUAAUCCAUCUGGUAGCUGACAGCAUGUGGAGAGGAAUGAAAGUGAUUCAGAUGGCAGCUUAAUGAACACAAACCCCACCUACAGGCAGACUGCCCGGUACGACCACCUUUGUGGGUCAGACUCUGCUCUGUUGACACUUCUAACAGCAUAACAGUGAUAUUUUUGGUGCUUCUGCUGAAUCUGUUUACCAUUACUAGCUACAGGGGCAAGGCUAAACAAAGGACCCUUGCCCGUCCAGUGUCAUUUCUGGAUGUUCACCGAAAACACAACAUUGUUCUUAAAAUCAAAUUGUUCAUAUUUAAAGAGGACAGAACCUGUCAGUGUUUCACACUUACUCUAAGUGAAAUAUUUAAUUAGAUGUGUGACUAGGGGUAUUCUUACGUAAAAUCCUUGGCUAUUUUACCCAAGAAAAAAUACAGGCAUUCCACAGAAACAUCCAUCCGUCCAUCCAUCCAUCCAUCCAUCCAUCCAUCCAUCCAUCAUCACUUAUUCUGGUUAAGAUUGCAGGAUUCUUUAAAAACAUCCAAACUACAAAUGCCAUGCAUUUCUACUUCUGUGUCUAGUACUCAGAUAAAAUGCCAUUUGAUAUAAUCAUUGCAGUAUUGCAGUAAUAUACCGUAUGAAGCAUUCAUUUACACAGAGAUUCAAAGUCAGUUUUUGGUUCGAUAAUCAUUCACAUGCAAAGGAAACACAAACACACACAUACACAUACACACACACAAAUACCACAUGACCACCUUAACCCCCACCCUGCCCUAACCAUAACCAUAAGUAACCAAGCAAAAUGCAUGAGUUUUUGCAUUUUUAGUUUUUUUCAAAGUAGUUACUGAUUUUUUUUUAUAAAAUUGAGUUUUCUCUUACGGGGAUCAGGAAACCGGUCCCCGUAAGGGAAAAAAAAAACUGAUAUUUAUUACCUGUAGAAGGUCACUUAAUGUCAUCCUCCGAUUCAGGAGAAACUGUAUGAUUAGCUGACGGUCAUCUCUACCACAAGAAAAGAAAUUUGCUUCUGCCCUCUACCUGGCUGGUUUUUGGUCAUUCCCAGUGUCUCCUGUUUCACCUUGUUCUUCUGUACUGCUGCCUUAGAAAACCUGAGCCUGGAAGCAACCUGCCGCUCAGUGCAACCUUCUGCCAGCAGAACCAGGAUCCAGGAUUUAACCAGCAUUUUAAAAUGCAUUUUUUUUUUUAAAUAUGGAAUGGUCUCAUUAUUUUCCAGAGCUGUAUUAGUAAGUGGUGGCUUAAAUAUGGCUAACCCUGUAUUUAACUAACUUAACAGAACUAAGAAAAGAAGUAAUAUUUUCAAAACACUUUGGGGAAUAUAUAUAUAUAUAUAUCUCUCAAAGAAAUCUUUCAUUACAUGUUGCUAUCGAUAUCCGGUAUAAGUUCACUAAUUAGUUUGACUGAAAUGAUGUGGUUGGACAAUUUGACCAGGAUAUCAGUGAUGGGAUCUACAAAAGUGAUCAAACGUCAGAAUAAAGAACCUGGUCUUCAAAUAUUUUUGCAGAUUUGUACAGUUUGUAGCCUGUGGAAAUAUGUUUAGUGCUUUGAAAGUUAUUUUUAAAAUGUAUAUUUUUAUAUAAAUUCUUGUCUUGUGACUAGACCUGUUAUGUUUUAGAUUUCCAGACAAUCAACCAGUACAACGUUAAGUCUCCAUUUCCUUUGUGUUUGCCUCAGCUGCUUAACACAAGUGGUGUUGGCUACAGAAACAGUCCUCAGAUUCCUUCCCAUCCCCCUCUGUACAUUUAUGAAGUUUAUGAAAAGCAUUUUCAAUCGAUAAUAUAUCUGUGAUAGACACUGUGUAGUAUGUCUUGCUUAUACAACUAAUAUUGGAAGCAAACGGGGAUAUGAAAUGUGAUGACUUACUGUUGCUGUCAGCGAUGCGAUAAUGAUCUGUACAGUCUUUACUAACGAACCUACCCGCAAAGCCAGCCAUUAACCGGUACGGAGCCGUCAGCCACAUCUCAUUUUCAAGCAUCUCGCUUUGUGAAAAUUGUUGUUUUUGUUUUUACAGAGGCAAAUGUGGGAAAAAAAUAUUGGAGAAAGUCUGUUUAUCUGCUAAUAAAGACCGAGGAGCUCAA
Messenger RNA from Brienomyrus brachyistius, 7001 nucleotides. RefSeq names its product calcitonin receptor (gene calcr). Gene Ontology annotation, biological process: adenylate cyclase-activating G protein-coupled receptor signaling pathway; positive regulation of cytosolic calcium ion concentration; cell surface receptor signaling pathway. The record is from RefSeq and is a predicted model, not a curated record. Gene Ontology annotation, cellular component: plasma membrane; axon. Gene Ontology annotation, molecular function: amylin receptor activity; calcitonin receptor activity. The transcript is spliced from 16 exons. Bases 409 to 2178 code for a protein of 589 amino acids. Lineage: Eukaryota; Metazoa; Chordata; Actinopteri; Osteoglossiformes; Mormyridae.